Dentiscutata erythropus is the source of this 786-nucleotide messenger RNA. The record is from the annotation of a GenBank genome assembly. NCBI's taxonomy places the organism in Eukaryota, Fungi, Glomeromycota, Glomeromycetes, Diversisporales, Gigasporaceae.
AUGAUUAAUUCCAAUAAUCUAUUUGUUGUUGAAGUUGGCCCAGGACCUGGUUUAUUAACGAGAUCGAUCUUAGAGACGGGUGUGCCAAAUAUGAUUGUUAUAGAGAAAGAUGCUCGUUUUUUACCUGCUCUCACACAAUUGUCGGAAGCUUCCAAAAAUGCGCUUAAAGUAAUUCAAGGCGACAUACUUGAAAUAGAUCAUGAAAAAAUUUUAGCAACCGCGCAGAUUAAUAAAGUAUCCCAAGAAAAUAGAUUACAUGUGAUUGGAAACCUCCCUUUCAAUAUCUCAACUCCAUUGCUUGUACAAUGGAUGAAGAUGUUAUCAAAACGAUCUGGAAUAUUUCAAAUUUCUAAUAUUACAAUGUCAUUAAUGUUUCAAAAAGAAGUUGGCGAUAGGAUCGUGGCGGAUACCUUUAGUCCAGCGCGAAGCCGUCUAUCUGUUUUAGUACAGAGUUUAUGUGAAGCUAAAAAAGUAUACCAGAUGCCUUCAAGUGUUGACGCUGCCUUGAUUCAAUUAGUAGCUCUCAAAGAACCUAUUUUAAAUGUACCUAUUGAUCAGUAUGAAAUGGUAGUUCGUUACUUUUUUGGUCAAAGACGAAAGACAAUUCAAUCACUUUUAAAAGCAUUAACAAAGAAAAUUACAGUAGAUGAAGUAGAUCGUUUAAUCAAAGGCUUGGAGCAGUUAGAUAUAAAUCUUUCUUUAAGGCCUGAGAAAUUAACAUCUGAAGAAUUCUGUCGUGUUACUAAAGUAUUUUGUGACAACUCUAUAUCAAUUCCUGCAAAAUGA